Spirometra erinaceieuropaei is the source of this 384-nucleotide messenger RNA. NCBI's taxonomy places the organism in Eukaryota, Metazoa, Platyhelminthes, Cestoda, Diphyllobothriidea, Diphyllobothriidae. The record is from the annotation of a GenBank genome assembly.
AUGCGUCAGCUCCAUGACGCGAUUUUGGCGCGCGUCGCGGACAGUGGUUCAGUUUCAGUGGCGUUCACAGUGAUUUGUGGAGUGCAGCAGGGCUGGGUGCUCGCUCCCACCCACUACACUCUCAUGUUUUCUGCCUUGCUGAUGGAGGCUUACCGUGAUGAGCGCCCUGCGGCCAGCAUUGUUCAAACUACAGGCGACGAAAUUCUCGACGUCCUACUCAUGCAGGCCCCGAAGCUUCUAUCCAAGACUACUGUUCCCGACCUGCUUUACGCGGACGACUGCUCGUCCAACUCCGCGACAGAACUGGGUACGCAACGGGCCAAGUUGCCUCCGUCUAACCCUGAACACGGGCAAAACGAUGAGCAUACACCGGCCGUCACCUGA